AUGUGCGUGUGUCGAGUCCUGUCGUGCUCUCACUGCCCCUCGCCUGAGGUGAUCUCGCCGCCUCUGCAGUGCAGUGGUGCGUCUUUUGAGUUGACUCAACAGUCACCUCUCACUGCCCCUCGCCGCCUCUGCAGUGCAGUGUGCAGUGGUGCGUCUUUUGAGUUGACUCAACAGUCACCUCUCACUGCCCCUCGCCGCCUCUGCAGUGCAGUGUGCAGUGGUGCGUCUUUUGAGUUGACUCAACAGUCACCUCUCACUGCCCCUCGCCGCCUCUGCAGUGCAGUGUGCAGUGGUGCGUCUUUUGAGUUGACUCAACAGUCACCUCUCACUGCCCCUCGCCGCCUCUGCAGUGCAGUGGUGUUUUUCAUCAACCAUCGGUACGACGGCUUUCCUCUCUGGCAGCUGCGCGGCGUGCCAGGCAUGCACGAGUUCGUGUGGGCUCUAGCGUUCGUCUCCUUCUUCUUCCUCUACCCCUCCACCUUCAACCUGCUGGAGGUGGCGGCGGUUGAUAAGCCCAAGCUGCACAUGUGGGAGACGGGCGUCAUGCGGAUCACCCGCCAUCCUCAGAUGACCGGUCAGCUGCUCUGGUGUGUGGCGCACAUGCUCUGGGUCGGCUCAUCAUUCACAGCAGUCACCUCCCUCGGCCUGCUGGCUCACCACCUGUUUGGCGUGUGGCACGGCGACCAGCGACUGGAGAAGAAGUAUGGAGACGCCUUUGAUGAGGUGCAUAAGCGCACGAGCAUCGUCCCGUUUGCAGCCAUUCUCGACGGCAGGCAACAGCUGCCCGCAGAUUACUACAAGGAGUUUCUCCGCGUGCCGUACCUUGCAAUCACCGCCAUGACUGUUGGCGCGUACUUCUGCCAUCCCCUCAUGAUUCAGGCCAGCUUCUGGCUUCACUGGUAG
Molecule: messenger RNA, 903 nt
Organism: Closterium sp. Naga37s-1
Lineage: Eukaryota; Viridiplantae; Streptophyta; Zygnematophyceae; Desmidiales; Closteriaceae
Source: the annotation of a GenBank genome assembly